UCAUUUCCAGUGCGCGACAUGGCCUCUCAGCAAUCCUUGCCGCCGCCGCCGCCUCCGAAGAAGAAGAAAUCCCCGCCACCCGCUCCCACCACCAUAUGCGCCCUCGGCGACGACCUUCUGCGCGAGGUAUUCCUCUGCCUCCCCUCCCUCCCGAGCCUCGUCCGCGCCUCCCUCACCUGCAGUCCCUUCCUCCGCGCCGUCCGCUCGUCGCCUGCAUUCCGCCGCCGGUUCCGCGACCUCCACCCACCCCAGCUCCUAGGAAUCUUCCUCAACAUCCACGACCCCGCCUUGCCAGCCUUUGCGCCCACCCGCCGCCGCUCCGACGUGGACCACGCCGCCGCCAUCCGCGGCGCCGAUGUCUUUUUUACGAGUUAA
Messenger RNA from Triticum dicoccoides, 375 nucleotides. RefSeq lists its product as uncharacterized. The transcript has a single exon. Bases 19 to 375 code for a protein of 118 amino acids. The record is from RefSeq and is a predicted model, not a curated record. Lineage: Eukaryota; Viridiplantae; Streptophyta; Magnoliopsida; Poales; Poaceae. Gene Ontology annotation, molecular function: protein binding.